GAGACCGUGAUCUUUCCUACAGAAAGGCCCUUUGGGGAGCUAUCAGGAAGGGAAGCUCGAGACAUCAGCGAAGAUGGGACAAGGCCCCGGCAGCACCAUAGGGCAGGAAGGGCAUCACCUUAAUGACACGGCCACAAGCACCAACUUCGCGGCCAUCUACAGUCUCUACAACGGAGACCUCAGCCCUUACCCAAACUUCUCUCUGCCCUUCAACUUCAGCUACAGUGACUACGACCUCCCCUUGGAUGAUGAGGACGACGUGACAAAAACCCGUACGUUCUUUGCAGCCAAGAUUGUCAUUGGCGUGGCACUGGUUGGGAUCAUGUUGGUCUGUGGCAUUGGCAACUUUGUCUUCAUUGCCGCUCUAGCCCGCUAUAAGAAACUGCGCAACCUCACCAACCUGCUCAUUGCCAACCUGGCCAUCUCUGACUUCCUUGUGGCCAUUGUCUGCUGCCCCUUUGAGAUGGACUACUACGUGGUGCAACAGCUGUCUUGGGAACACGGUCAUGUGCUCUGUGCCUCUGUCAACUACCUGCGCACCGUCUCCCUCUACGUCUCUACCAAUGCACUCUUGGCAAUCGCUGUGGACAGGUACCUUGCCAUUGUUCACCCCUUGAAACCCCGGAUGAACUACCAAACGGCGUCCCUACUAAUCGCCGUGGUCUGGAUCAUUUCGCUUCUCGUCGCAAUACCAUCAGCAUAUUUUGCAACCGAGACAGUACUUUUCAUGGUCAAAAACCAAAAGAAAAUUUUCUGUGGACAAAUUUGGCCAGUUGACCAGCAAAUCUAUUACAAAUCCUACUUUCUUUUCAUAUUUGGUAUUGAAUUUAUUGGACCUGUCGUCACGAUGACUCUGUGCUAUGCCAGGAUCUCUCGGGAGCUUUGGUUUAAAACUGUGCCAGGCUUCCAGACAGAACAGAUCAGAAAGAGGCUUCGCUGCAGAAGGAAAACGGUUUUGGUGCUGAUGUGCAUCUUGACGCUUUAUGUCCUCUGUUGGGCACCUUUCUACGGCUUCACAAUUGUCCGUGACUUCUUCCCCACGGUGUUUGUGAAGGAGAAGCAUUACCUCACCGCUUUCUAUAUAGUAGAGUGCAUUGCCAUGACCAACAGCAUGAUCAACACCGUGUGCUUUGUCACAGUGAAGAAUAACACCAUGAAGUAUUUCAAGAAAAUCAUGUUGCUCAGGUGGAGGUCGACGUAUCAUGGGAACAAGUCUAGUAUAGAGAUGGACAUCCGGACAAGUGCAAUGCCUGUCACAGAGGAGGUGGAUUGCAUUAGACUCACGUGAGUUCUUGGUGGUGGACGUGUCACAACAAAGACUCCCUUUUUGUGCAUCUCUCCAUGCACACUUUUGUGUGUGUGAAAAUAUUCCAGAGAAGGUUGCUGUAGAGCACUUCCCCAACGCUCCAAUGGGUAAAUCACCGGGAAAUUAAACAGCUCUGCCCCAGUCACUCCAUGUUUGCACCCUAUUUAUUCACAGCAUGGGAUUCUGCCUGGUGUCUCAUGAAGAUCAAGUGACAGUCCCCCCCCACCCCGUUCCUUGAAUAUCCCGAGGCUAACGGCAUGCUAGCUCCGCAUGUGUCUAAGAAGGCAGAACGCAGCCAACCAUUUACGAUCAGCAAGCGGCUUCACGAAGCCGCGGGCUUCAGACUUUCCCCCACAUUAUCGGAGCAAGCUCAUGCAACGCCCCACAUCAGAAUCCACAUCCUCCCAGUUUUAUGCGCCUCUCUGGUGGAGAGAAGUUCUGGAGCCACAUGGGAUUCCCACCAAAAUUGUUUCUAAACUGUCGCCCCCACAGCCCAGCAAU
Molecule: messenger RNA, 1807 nt
Organism: Eublepharis macularius
Lineage: Eukaryota; Metazoa; Chordata; Lepidosauria; Squamata; Eublepharidae
Product: prokineticin receptor 2-like
Biological process (GO): neuropeptide signaling pathway
Cellular component (GO): membrane
Molecular function (GO): neuropeptide Y receptor activity
Source: RefSeq, a predicted model, not a curated record